This is a messenger RNA of Magnolia sinica, 2573 nucleotides long. RefSeq names its product probable LRR receptor-like serine/threonine-protein kinase At3g47570. Gene Ontology annotation, molecular function: ATP binding; protein binding; protein kinase activity. The transcript has 4 exons. Gene Ontology annotation, biological process: protein phosphorylation. Bases 1 to 2094 code for a protein of 697 amino acids. NCBI's taxonomy places the organism in Eukaryota, Viridiplantae, Streptophyta, Magnoliopsida, Magnoliales, Magnoliaceae. The record is from RefSeq and is a predicted model, not a curated record.
AUGGCCGAGUACAUGUUUGGCCUCAACAUAACCGAUCUUCAGUCUAACAAGCUUGUAGGAAGCAUCCCACCUUCGUUUGGUAACAUUUCAUCUCUCACAGGGCUUUCGUUAUUAGAUAGUAUAUUGGGUGGAAGCAUUCCGGUCGAUCUGAGCCGAAUACCUAACUUGGAAUUUCUUGAAGUCUCUGAAAAUAGAUUGUCUGGUAUCAUUCCUUCUCAGCUUUACAACCUAUCGUCCUUGCUUGCUUUUUCUGUGACGGAUAACUCGUUUUCUGGAAGAACUCCGUCUGACAUAGGCCUCACUCUUCCAAACCUCAAGGCUCUUUUAGCGGGAGGAAACCGUUUUACAGGUCCUAUUCCAAGAUCGUUGGGCAAUGCUUUGAUGCUUGAAGAACUUGAAUUGACUGAUAAUGGUUUUAGCGGACCCUUGCCAACGAAUCUUGGGAGGCUACAAAGUCUUUCUUGGUUGAAUUUGGCAGGUCUAGAAUACAAUAAUCUCAAAGGAGUGUUGCCAGACUCCGUCGGAAAUCUUUCGAUCCAGCUUGAAGUGCUAACACUGAGUGAAAACCAGAUAUUUGGUAGCAUCCCUAAUGGGAUAGGAAAUCUCGCCGGCUUGACCCAAUUGACGAUGGAUCAUAACCGUAUGACGGGUUCUGUUCCGGUCAGUAUUGGGAAGCUUCAGAGCCUGCAAGUCUUGGACUUGUCCAUAAAUAGAUUUUCAGGCAGCAUUCCAAUCUCCGUCGGGAACAUGUCUCUUUUCGGUAAUCUGUACUUAGCAGAAAACAACCUACAGGGAUUCAUCCCUCCGACUCUCGGAAACUGUCGGAAUCUAUAUGUGUUGAACCUUUCUCAAAACAGCCUCCAUGGUGACAUACCCAAACAAGUUUUUAGCCUUGUAUCCUUAACACUUUCCCUCAGCUUGGAUGGGAAUUUUCUCACCGGCUGCCUACCAGAGGAUGUUGGUAACUUGAAAAACAUUGAAGAAAUACACGUUGCAAGGAAUAGAAUGUCAGGCGAAAUUCCUCAAGCGCUUAGCAAUUGUCUGAAACUGGAGAACCUCAACUUGGAGGGAAACUUCUUCAAUGGAACCAUCCCUAGAUCUUUGAAUACUCUAAAAGUCAUUAAAAUCUUAGAUCUUUUGGAUAAUAAUUUGUCAGGGCAAAUUCCAAAAUACCUCGAGGAGUUUCAGUUCUUGCAGUAUCUGAAUCUCUCUUUCAAUGAUCUCGACGGCGAAUCCUUGGAAACAAGAAACUCUGUGGCAGCAUUGCAGCUGCCGUCAUGUCCAAUUACAGCCUCUAAAAAACAAAGAAGAUCUCUAGUUAUCAAAGUGGGGAUUGCAGUAUUCGCCACAAUUCUUUGCUUGCUCAUAUUAUCCUGUUUAUUUGGUUUUUGUUACUGGAGAAAAAAGCCAAGAAAGAGACUCUCUUCGACAUCUUCCUUGAGGAAUCAUCAGUUCAAGGUUUCUUAUGCAGAGCUCCUCAAAGCCACCAAUGCCUUCUCUUCAUCCAAUUUGAUUGGUUUCGGAAGCUAUAGUUCGGUAUAUAAAGGAGUUCUAGACCACGAUGAGAUGAUCGUCGCAGUGAAGGUGCUCAACCUUCAACAAAGAGGGGCUUCCAAGAGCUUCAUCACUGAAUGCGAAGCCUUGAGAAAUAUCCGGCACCGGAACCUCGUCAAGGUCUUAACUUCUUGCUCGAGCAUCGAUUUUAAAGGGGACCAUUUCAAAGAUUUAGUUCUCGAGUUCAUGCCUAAUGGGAGCCUCGAGAAGUGGUUGCAUCCGCAGGAUGAUGAUGGCUCAAGCCAUUUGAGGAAAUUAAGCCUGAUUCAGAGGCUAAACAUAGCCAUCGAUAUGGCUUCUGCACUCGAGUAUCUUCAUCAUGAUUGCCAGAUGCCGGUCAUCCAUCAUGAUCUAAAGCCAAGCAAUGUUCUUCUUGAUGAUGACAUGAUUGCCCAUGUCGGCAAUUUCGGGCUAGCAAGACUCCUAUGUGAAUCCGAUCAUUAUUCUCAGAAUCAAAGCAGCUCGGCGGUGAUAAAGGGAACAAUUGGGUAUGUUGCUCAGGUAAUGACUCCUUCAACAUCUCCUUCCUUUCUCUCUUAGACUUGAUUUUUAAAAAUUACAGAUAACAUGUUUUCUAUAUGUCAUGCAUCAUGUGCCCCAUCUGCAAGCUGUGCACCUUGUACCUCACAGCAUCCAGUCAUACAGCCACACAUUCGGAAAACUACACAUUUUUUUGUCUGAUAUCUAUAGGCUAAUUUUACUUAAUUUAAAUACAUAACCAAUCAUAUACUACAACUUGCAAGAGUAGGACCUACCUAGCAUUGAAAACUCUCAUCCUGUUGGCUUUACCAUCAUAGGCCACAGCCCAAAAAUUGAUCAGAUUUGAAUUGCAACUGAUUAUCGAUUGUUGGAUUAACCAUCCAAAGAAAAUAUCCUUUUAGCUUUGGUUGUUAAUAAAUUCUUGCUUUUCUUCCCAAAAAAAAAAAAAAAAAAAAAACCAUCGGACAAACUGUCCAUUCACAGAAUAUGAUAUGGCCUCCAAACUCUCCAAACACUUAAUCCUAAUCUGAAAAUCUGGG